UCAUUUCAGAGGUCACUUACCCCCGUAAUUUGGACUUGACUCUUCUUUACCAUAAUAAUACUUUCUGUUCUGUACCGUUCUUCAGGUUUGUGUGUAAUGGAGUGCAAGAAUAACCAAAAUGGCGUAGCAUUUCACACACUAAGCGAGAUGCGGAAGUGGAACUCUGAGUGAACUACGCAAUCGAAACUCGUGCAGUGCGCUAUACGGUUCUGUAAUAUUAGAAAAAUACUUAGUUUUCCCGCGCGUAUUUUGAUGCUCAUUGACUCGUUCUACGUAUUUUUUUUGGCAUCGUUUAUGUCAUAUUUUGUAUUUAUAGCGAUAACACGUAUCGCAUAGAGAUAGGAUUGGCGUCUUCUAUUCAUUUUCUUUGUCAUCGCAAUUUUGAUCAUCGUGUAACUGUGGAUUUAAGUUGAUUUUAUACUAAAAAUCUGUGGAAAUGGGUCUGCCGUGUGAUUGGCAGAUCAGCAAACAAAAGAUCUCUGAACGUGGUCAAUAUCUAUUGGAGACAGGACAAUGGUCGGAUUGCAAUUUUAUCGUUGGGCAAGAACCUCAUCAACAAACACUAAAGGGCCACAAGUUGUUUUUGGCUAUGUCUAGCCCUGUCUUUGAAGCAAUGUUCUUUGGUGGCAUGGCAGAGAAAAAUGAUCCUAUACCAAUUCCGGAUGUUCAACCAGAAGCCUUUAAAGCUCUGCUAGAAUAUAUAUACACAGACCGAGUUGAUUUGGGUUCUUUUGAGUUAGGUUGUGAAUUAUGUUAUUGUGCCAAAAAAUAUAUGCUUCCUUCGCUGGUAGAGAAAUGUACAAAAUAUCUAUGGUCUGAUUUGUCACCAAAAAAAGCCUGCAGAGCUUAUGAAUUUGCCAAGUUAUUCGAGGAACCUGUGCUUAUGGAAAAAUGUCUCCAAAUUAUUUGCACGAAAACAAACGAAGUUCUAAAAGAGACUAGUUGGAAAGAUGUUGAAUUAGGAACACUUUUAACAGUUUUAGAACAAGAAAAUUUACAAAUAAACUCUGAAAUUGAAUUAUUUUAUGCUGUAGAAUGUUGGGCAAAAGCUGAGUGUGCAAGGAAAUCACUUGAUGUCAAUGACAGAAAGUCUUUAAAAUCUGUAAUUGGAAAUGCUUUAUUGAAAAUUAGAUUUUUAAGUUUAACCCCUCAAGAAUUUGCGGAAGGGCCAGGAAUGUCAUUAUUACUUACCAAAGAUGAAGCUUUUGCAAUUCUUAUGAAUAUAUUGUGUACAGGAAAUAAAGCACCUAUGCCUGAAGGAUUUUCAACUAAUAUGGACCGCAGAGUUAGGGCAGUAGAAACUCGAAUACCAUCUCAAACUGAAAGUUAUUUUCGAUUAGGGGGUCCACAUUACUAUGAGCCCAAUACUUAUUUUCGUCAUGGACAAUUAAGAGAGAACAAUAUACCAGCGGUUGUACUCAAGGACAAUAGACGAGAGAGUCCAAAGUACUGCCUGAGAUCAGUACUUGAAGAAAUAGACUGUCUCAAUACAAAUGUAUUAGACUCAUCUGUUACCUUCAGUGUAGAUAAAAAUAUUUGUAUAUUAGGUGUACAAGUACCUACACAAAUACCUGUUGGAGGUAACAAUAUGAACCAUGUUUUGAGUCUUGCUACAUCAUACACUGAAAUUUUAUAUGCUCAUCUACUUGAUUCCGACGGUGCUCGUUUAACGUACACACAUUUUACGACAAAAGUAAAUACUAAUACUCUUGUGGAAAUUACAUUUAAUCGACCUAUUUACAUUCAAAAAAAUAAGGUUUAUCGAGUUGGAGUUGUUUUUAACAAAGUUGGUUGGUACCCAAUGGGAGUCUGUACUCAAAGUAUGACCUGUGAUACUGUAUUGUUCUCAUUUGGUAUUGGCCAAGAAGUCGAUAGUGUGCGAGAUGGUCUCAUUCGAUCUAUAAUUUUUACACAACAAUCAGAACCAUACAUAUAAAUUUGUGAUAAGACGAAAGUCUACUUUAUUGUACAUUAUAUUAGCGCAUUAUUUUAUUUUUUGAACUAUAUCAGUCACGGUGCUAUCCUUUAUAAAAAAUUUCAAAUUAAAUUUAAGAACUGUACAAAAUUAUACUCGUCGGUUAUAGUUGUAGUGAAAGUCAGCCCUGUAUAAAACAAAUUUUUUUAAUUUAUAUAAAAAUAUUAACGUUUGCAAUACAAACAAAAAACUUGAAUUUUACAAUUUAACUAUCUUUAUUAAAAGUUACAUUGCAUAUUAGUAUCAUAUGUACUUCUGUUUCUCCCUCUAAAUUUAUUUUCAUUACAAUUAUUUAUAGUUUCUAAUGAUUUUUGUUACUAUACAAAAAUGUAAUUAUCUAUUUAUCACAUAUCAUAUACCAUUCACUAUUCAUCUGUUAUGUUUUGUUUAAUUUUAUACCCAUGUCCUAAGAUACAUAUGAAAUAUUUGUUUUUGAUGUAUAAAAAUGCAAAUGUAAGAUACAAAAUGUUUGUCUAUCACAUUUGAUUUAUUGGGCUCUUUUUAAAAAUAAAUUUUAAAGAUACAAAUUUUUAAUAAACUAUAUAAAUUUUAUAUUACACAUUAAUAUAUAACUAUCAUAAAUGUUACAGAUUUUGUGCUUGAUUUUGUGUAUUACGUAUAUAAACGAAUAUAAUAAUUAACAAAUAGAUUUUAAAAUGUAAUCAGUCUAUAUAAGUAACUACAUAUUUUACAGUACAAAAAAUAAUAAAUCUAUGUCAACUGUACUUGUA
This is a messenger RNA of Hylaeus anthracinus, 2706 nucleotides long. RefSeq names its product BTB/POZ domain-containing protein 2-like. The record is from RefSeq and is a predicted model, not a curated record. Gene Ontology annotation, cellular component: P-body; cytosol. Gene Ontology annotation, biological process: neurogenesis. Gene Ontology annotation, molecular function: protein binding. NCBI's taxonomy places the organism in Eukaryota, Metazoa, Arthropoda, Insecta, Hymenoptera, Colletidae. The transcript is spliced from 6 exons. Bases 437 to 1936 code for a protein of 499 amino acids.